AUGGAGGAGAAGACAUGGCCACUGUGGAAACUGGUGUUGAUUGCCCUUCCUCAAGUCAGUGUGCAGGUCUUAUGGUGUUUCAUUGGCCCCAACAGUGCUUCGUACAUGCGACAUUUGGGAGUCACUGAUUCCCUGGCGACCUUGAACAACAUCGCUGGGCCCAUCACCGGUUUCUUCACAGGUCCCCUUGUUGGAGCCACGUCCGACAACCUCACGUCUCGCUUUGGACGGAGACGACCUGUGAUCCUGGCAGGUUUGAUCUCGGUGUGCAUUGCUGGAACUCUCUUCUCAACCAGUGAAUACUUCAUGCCAGAGGGGAAGGCGGCCUACUUUGCGGCGCCCAUGUAUUGGGUCUUGGAUGUGACGAUCAACAUCUUGCAGACCCCACACAGAGCGCUGGUGGCAGACUUGGCCACCGAGGAGCAGCAGAUUCCCAUGCAAGUGGCGUUUGUGGUUUUGAUGUCCAUUGGGAACUUCAUGGCCUUUUCCAUCAUGAAGAUCUACAAGUCUCCGGUGGACCACAUGUUUGAGCUCAUGUUUGGCAUUUGUCUCUUCAAUGUGUUUUGUGCCGGAAUCCAAUUCCUGGUCGCAAGGGAGAAGCAAUUGAAGCGAGAUCCAGAUGCACCCAAGCAGUCUGCAUGCGCGCCCGUGUUCACCGUGGUGGAAGCAGUGGCGGGCAGUCCGCGGCUGCUCUAUCACUUGGCUGCCGUGCAGUGUUUGGUGUGGAUCGGAAACACCGCUUGGAACCUUUAUGCUGGCCAAUGGUUCGGCAAUGCCGUUUUCCAGGGUGAUGAGAAAGCAGAAGAGGGAUCUCCCUUGAAGGUUGCUUAUGAAGAUGGCAUCAGUGCCUUCACGGUGGGAGGUCAGGGAAAGGCUCUUUUGCAAUUGAUUUCGGCAUUGAUGAUCAUUGGUAUCCUUUUGAAGACCACCAUCCGCCCUCGCUUGGUCUAUGCUCCUUGUAUUUUCAUCGGGCUGAUCGUCAGCAUUCUGGCCGCGUUCUUCGUGGGACACUCCGGCAGUUUUGCGAUUGCAGUGAUGAUCUUUUCAGUGAUGCCGGAAACAGGUUCCUUCGCAAUUCCAUUUGGUUUGGUUGCUACACUGAACAAACGUGCAGAAGAGGAAGGAAAACCCGUGAGCACAGCUCUGCAAAUGGCUUUGCUAAAUUGCUGCGUUACCAUUGGCCAGCAGAUUUGCACUAUGUCCUUGGCAGGAAUUGAAGCGAGCAUGGCUUUAGCGGCAGCUCUGCCGUGUGUCUUCAUCGUGGCGGCUGUUGCGCAAGGCUUGGGAGGAAUUGGAGCUCUGUUUCUGGAUGAUAGACCCGCUGGCUAUGAUGAGUCAUCGGAAGAAACCUCGGAGGAGAGUGGCUUUUCUGAUUGA
Messenger RNA from Durusdinium trenchii, 1377 nucleotides. The record is from the annotation of a GenBank genome assembly. Lineage: Eukaryota; Dinophyceae; Suessiales; Symbiodiniaceae.